AUGACGGAACGCCCCUCUCCUCCGACCAGCUCGUACUUGGAGCCCCCGAGGCAGAGCGUGGAGCUCGAGGACCCAGGGGCCCCUGACCAUGCCUCCGAUAGCGACGAAGAGCAUUUCUCAGAUGCCAGCGAAGGCAACUCGCGUUCUCGCUCCCGCGCAACGUCUCGUGCUUCUCCUGUACCCCGGACCCGGGUGGAGAAAGUGGACGAUGUCCCUUCACACGGUGACGUCCCAGGGACAAGCGCAUAUGAGAAAAGGGAGCAAGAUGCUGUUCCUGAUGAGGUUGAGGUGAUCUCACGCAGCAGAAGCCCUUCCGCUGCGGGGCAGCAUCGCCGGUCUGUAACCCCGGGGGGUACACCAAUUCCCCGGACCGUGGUGGAAAAGGUUGACCCAGGUCAACCAAGUUACGGUGAUGUUCCUGGGACGGAGGCGUAUGAAAAACGGAAAGCGGACGCUGUUCCAGAUAUAGUCACGAAGACCUCCGAAGCCACAAGCCCGUCGGUAGCUCCCACGAAGUUCAACGAGGCCAACACCACGACGACUCCUGUACCGGAAACGCUACUUUCUGAAGUUGGUGACGUACCAGAUGAUGGGUCAAUACACUCCGGUCCACGUGCUCAUCGAAGACGGCCGAGCGACACUUUGCCGGAUGCAACAGAGACAGUCUCGGACUCACCCGAUCUUCUGCCUCACUCAAACAGCUCCUCGCAUCCGAAUCACACUGGACAAAACACAACAUUAAAUGAGGAAGAUUCUGCUGAAACCGUAGGCGGUGAUGACUUCGACGACUUCGAGGAGGGGGGUGAUGAUGACUUUGGCGACUUCGACGACGGUUUCCAAGAGCCAGAUGCAGACCUCGACGAACCUGAUCCCGCCUCGUUACAGUCCUCCCAGAAAACGACGCCGCCUUUUGUCCCUCCUCUAAUAGACUUCGAAUCUAUACUAUCUUUGCCUGACCUACUCACCCGUCUGGACGGGACCCUUGACCGACUUUUUCCUGCAUCUAAAGCUGCGCUAUCCAGGCAGUCGGACUUACAACCUAUCCCGAACUCGUCUGCCAUCUUCAGCACUGAACGCUCACUCUCAUUAUGGUCUCAGCUUGUUGCUCCACCCCCGCUUCAACCUCAGAAUUGGGUCAAGUCCCGGAUUCGUCGCCUUUUCCUCGUCUCCCUGGGUGUCCCCGUGGACCUAGACGAAAUCCUACCUGCAUCAAAACAAAAAAAGCUCAUUCUCCCAUCCAUUCACAUUGACGGAUCUAAAUCGACUGCCGCGGGCCCAUUGUCCCGCUCGCAAAGCCUUGCUAGGAAAGACUCACAAAGCAGGCCUAACAGCCCACGUGCAUCCAGCACCGCGACUCGGCAGCGGUCAUCCAGACGGCGCGAGCCGUCACCACCACCAGAGCUCGACCUCGCGGCGGUACGGCGACUUUGCGCGACCACCGACGCCGCACUAGACGGCCUCACCGACACUGAGCUACAAACCCAUGUCAAAGAGCUUGAGCAGCUCACGCUGCGCGCUUCCGCUGUACUCGAAUUUUGGCUAAAACGCCGCGAUGGUCUCUUAAGCGAAAAGGAGGCUUUCGAGGGCGUGAUAGAGAAUCUAGUAAAUCAUGCCCGGCGUGUACGGAAAUGAUGAAAAGGAACGAAGUGAAAGAACGACAUCUUUAUACCAUAAGUGUUUAAUCAUCUAUUCAUCCAGCCCCUU
Aspergillus nidulans FGSC A4 is the source of this 1704-nucleotide messenger RNA. RefSeq lists its product as uncharacterized. The transcript has 4 exons. Bases 1 to 1632 code for a protein of 543 amino acids. NCBI's taxonomy places the organism in Eukaryota, Fungi, Ascomycota, Eurotiomycetes, Eurotiales, Aspergillaceae. The record is from RefSeq and is a predicted model, not a curated record.